AGCCCGUUAGUAAGGCAUUCGCGCCGCCGCCAUGCCAGUAUCAGCUGAGCCAAGCACCGGGGUAGGCACACGCGCACCGGCGGCGGUGAACGGCGGUAACACGUCAAGUGUGGGCGCUGCCACUGACCUGUUUGCAAAUGCCAAGAACAUAAAACCCUAACAAGUACUGAACAAAAAUGACAGUACAGGAAUGGUGUUUAGCAAACACCACAAGUGCCAUAAACACGUGAACCAGUGACGAAAUAGAAGAAAAAAACAAACAACGUGACUGGCUGUUGGUUGGUGGCGGGCUACUGUGAUAGGUAUAUAAGGCUGUGGUGAUGCUGUCUGUGGGGUGGAGGAGAGCUGUGUGCUGUGUGAGAGCUGGCAGCUGCAUCUCUGUGUCACCAAGGAAAUGGCAUAGAGGCAUUAAAGAUUGGACAGGGAGUGCACCACUGGAGGAGGUGGUAAGGACGCGGCGGCAGCAGGCCCAGCGCACCCUGCUUGUGGAGGUGGCAGGGGCAUCCUCGGCUGCAGAACUGUGCAGGGUGUGUGGGCAGCAUGGUAGAGUGCAGGCUCUCUUCCACUACACCCUGCCACCCAGAGGACAUGUCAAGCCCAGAGAGAUGAUCUUAAUAGAAUACAGUGAGGCAACAGAAGCACAAGAGGCCCUGAAGUAUGCCAGCCAUGCCCCCUCCAAAGACUGUCCCCCCUCCCACUCCCCCAUGAUGUGGCUGUCUGCAGGGAGAGGCACCACUACUCCCAAGAAGUCUGACCCUACACCCCCUGUCACCCUCACACCUGUUAUCACACAGGAGGAGGUGUUGCAGAGGUUGUCACAGUGCUCUAGUAUAUCUGAUCAGAUCCAGACUCUUCACGACACGCAGAGACUCACUGAGCUUGGAUGGCGUCUCAGAUUCUUCACAUGUCGACAGGUGGAGUCGUCAUUGUCAGGUCUGUUUCCCUGUGCUGUGGUGCUUCCCUUUGGCUCCUCAGUCAACUCCUUUGGUCAUCGGGACAGUGACCUGGACAUGACCUUAGAGCUGGCGGGGGACGGCACCACACAGGGUGGGUCAGGUCGGCUGGUGUUCCAGGGCAAGCACUCCAGCACGGCGGCCAACCCUCGCCUCACUCUGCAGCGACGGAUGGAGGUCAUUGCUGAGCUCAUUGACCACUUCCUGCCAGGCUGCUCACAGGUCCAAAGGAUUCUCAACGCCAGAGUGCCAAUUAUUAAAUACAAGCAACAAUUGACUGCCAUUGACUGUGACCUCACUAUGUCCAACAGGUCCGGCUACCACAUGAGUCGCAUGCUGCACCUGUACGGCUCGUCAGACAGCCGGGUGGUGCCUCUUGUGGGAGCAGUGAGGCGGUGGGCACGGUGUCGUGGCAUCACCUCCCCCCACGCUGGUCGCUGGAUUACUAACUUCUCUCUCACAAUGAUGGUCCUGACUUACCUCAUGAACACGUCACCUCCUGUGCUCCUGCCCCUCACAGCCCUCCAGGUGAUGCCAGGUGUGGAUGAGGAGACAGGAGAGCCAGUGUUCCGAGUGCCAUCAGAGAGUGCCACCACCGCCGCUGCCACCGCUGCCAGGAACACAGAGUCACUGGAGUCUUUGCUGAGAGGGUUCUUUGAGUUCUUUGAUAAAUUUAACUUCCGGGAGAGAGGAAUGUCAAUUGUGACCGGCAGAAAUUUUGUCAAGCCAGUCCAUUGUGCUUUGUAUAUACAGAACCCCCUGGACCGUGACCUCAACGUGAGCCGCAAUGUGACCCUAGAGGAGGUGGAGAGACUGAAAACUGAGGUCACACAUGCUCGCUAUGUUAUGGAGGCUGAGGCGCAGGAGAGUGACAGCACAGGUGGCGUCUCUGAGGGGUUGUGGGGGGCGCAGCGGCUGUGGUGGCGCAGCAGUUCCGCGGCACAGCGGCACAUUGACACCGUGAUUGACUGGCGUGCUGUGUUCCACUCUGGAGAGAACAGUAAAGGGAAGGAACUGCCUAACCUGGUGUCUAAACUGAAGCAGAAGGCACAACAGAGGAAGAAUCAGACUCCCAGGUACACUCGUAAAGGGAAGAUACUCUGAGCUGCCUCUCUUCUUGCUUGGAGCCUUCACCACUUACACACUGAUUUCUUUACUCUGUGGUGGGUCUUCUUGGUAACUUCCAGGCUCUGAUUCAAUAUACAGGCUGAUUAUGUACGUUUAUCCAUCUGUUAACCUUUUCAAUUCUGGGACACAAUUUUACCUUGAGUUUUGGGUGUGAUUGGACCAUUAUGACAUUAAGAAGGGUCGAUGAAGGUCAGACUCUCAAUGGCCACAGUCUUCACUAGUUUAACCCCCACAUGGGUUUUUGAAGCUGUAAAAAUUCACCAAAUAGUAAGUAGAAUGAAAAAAAAAAAAAAAUGCUACUGAAGGGGUUAAAUGCAAGGAAGGUUGUCCAGGUUGUCUUGGUUACUGAAGAAAACAAAAAAAGUUUUUUUAGGACAAUAAAUGAGAGUAACUGCCCAGCCUGGUGUCUAAAUAGAAGGCAUAGCAGAUUCUCACUUAAAAAGGAAAGUAACUGUAAACAACCUGUUUUCUGUGUUUAAGUCUAGUUAAUACUCUGAAUACUUAAAGCCUAGUCCUUGGUAUUCCAAUAUUAGGAUUAGAGGUAGACAAGUUCAGAUUUCUUGUACUUGUAGCUCUAAGACUGGACCAAAAGUGAUGAGACCAGAAGAAGUGAGAAAGUAAGUGAUCUUCCUUCUGUGUUUGUGUGGCAGGACUUGCUAGCCAGGUUCUGCUUUGCUGUGUCUUACCAGCAGAAGUGAUUGUGUGUCUGUAAUAUAUUGACUGGUGGUUCCUGCUCCUCACCAGAACAUUUGUAUUACUUGUGGAAAUAUAAAUCAUGCUGUACAUAAUUUGUAA
Portunus trituberculatus (swimming crab) is the source of this 2876-nucleotide messenger RNA. RefSeq names its product poly(A) RNA polymerase, mitochondrial-like. The transcript is spliced from 12 exons. Gene Ontology annotation, biological process: mitochondrial mRNA polyadenylation. Gene Ontology annotation, molecular function: poly(A) RNA polymerase activity. The coding region runs from base 321 to 2057 and encodes 578 amino acids. Lineage: Eukaryota; Metazoa; Arthropoda; Malacostraca; Decapoda; Portunidae. The record is from RefSeq and is a predicted model, not a curated record.